AUGACUAACAAGGAUCUUAGCAAGUUAUGGAAACUGUCCAAUAUCCUCAUAUCAUUGCAGGCAGCUAAGAAGGAUCCACGGCUACCAGGUCUUGCGUGUCUUGACCAAAGUUUAUCACAAAGACAAAUCAAAGAAAAGCUACCACCUAUACUGAAGGAGAAAUGGGGCGAUGCAGUUGCCAGCUACAAGGCUACACAUCUAGACCAGUCUCCCCCUUUCUCAUACAUAGUGAGCUUCAUCACCCAGAUGGUGAAGGAUCAUAAUGAUUCCCAAUCUUACUAUGACCCCCCUCGGUAUGACCCUCCCUUAGAGAGUGUACCCACACAAGACACCAAGGCAAAAAUGGAGGCAUCUGUACGCUCGACAGGGGUAUCAAGCAUGACCAACUCACCGACGGCAGAGGUGCCAAAGCCUACGGAGCCAUUUUGUCAGUUUCACAAGAAGACGCACCCACUGAACAAAUGCAGAGAGUUCAGAACGAAGCCAUUGGAGGAGCGGAAGGCUUUGAUCAAGGAGUACCCGUUAUGCUUCAAGUGCUGCGAGUCCAAGGACCACAUAGCUAAGGACUGUAAAACUGUUAUCAAGUGUCAUGUGUGUGACAGCAACAAGCAUGCUGGGGCCCUGCAUCCAGACUCUGAUCCACCACAGCAACCCACGCCUAGCUCCUCUACCACGGCAACUUCUGCAGAAUCAUUGAAUACGCACACUCAGCCUGUUGGCGCCCACUGCACUCAGGUUUAUGGCACCAUGAAGAGUCAAAGGUCCUGCCAUCAGAUAUGUCUUGCUAAAGUUUUCCCCAUAGGUCAUCCGAAGAAGGCCGCAAAGAUUUUCUGUUAUUUUUUGUCUUUCAGGGAUUUGAGCAUGAAUAACAUCAGCGAGUUGCUUCCUGGUGACUUCCAUCACUUGCGCUUUCUAGAAGAAUUGCGCUUGUCUGGAAAUCAGCUCUCUAUGAUCCCAGGAGAAGCAUUUUCCGGCCUCUACAAUUUAAAGAUUCUGAUGUUACAGAACAAUCAACUAAAUCAAAUCCCAGCAGAGGCUCUGUGGGAUCUUCCAAACCUUCAGUCACUGCGACUGGAUGCCAACUUGAUUUCUGUGGUUCCAGAUAAGAGCUUUGAGGGGCUGCCCUCCCUACGUCACCUUUGGUUGGAUGAUAAUGCCCUGACAGAGAUCCCUGUCAAAGCUCUCAACAAUCUCCCAGCACUACAAGCCAUGACUUUGGCACUCAACCAAAUCUGGCACAUUCCUGACUAUGCUUUCCAGAACCUCACCAGCCUUGUGGUGCUACACCUGCAUAAUAACCAGAUCCAGAGCCUGGGAACACAAGGCUUUGAAGGACUCCACAGCCUGGAAACUCUGGACCUAAACUAUAAUGAGCUGGUGGAAUUUCCCGUGGCCAUUAGGACACUCGGCCAACUUCAAGAGCUAGGCUUCCAUAAUAACAACAUCAAGGCUAUUCCAGAGAAAGCGUUUGCUGGGAAUCCAUUACUCCAAAUUAUGACCUUGACCCGGGCUGGGAUCCAUUUGCUUCCUGGAGGAAUGUGUCAGCAGUUGCCCAGUCUGCGAGUUCUUGAGCUCUCACACAAUCAAAUUGAGGAGCUGCCCAGUUUUCACUGCUGCCAGAAGCUGGAGGAAAUUGGCCUCCAGCACAACCGGAUUCAUGAAAUCAGAGCAGACACUUUUGGGCAGCUCACAGCCUUGCGUUCCAUAGACCUGAGUUGGAACUUCAUUCAGACCAUCCACCCUGAGGCCUUUGUAACCCUCCCCUCCCUUGUUAAACUGGAUUUGACUGACAAUCAGCUGGUGACACUGCCAUUGUCUGGUCUGAAUGCACUAACUCAUCUGAAACUGAAAGGCAACCCUGCACUCUCUGAGUCCUUCCCUAAGGAAAACUUUCCUAAGAUGAGGGUCUUGGAGGUGCCCUAUGCUUACCAGUGCUGUGCCUAUGGGGCAUGUGGCAACUUCUUCAAAGUUUCCAGUCAGUGGGAUUCUGAGGAUACGAGUCCUGAGGAUGAGGAUGGCCACAAAAGGAGCUCAGGACUAUUUCCAAACCAUGCUGAUAAUCACUAUGACCUGGACAUGGAGGAUUUCCAGUUGGAAAUGGAAGAUUCAAAGCUACAUCUGAACAUCCAGUGCACACCAAGCCCUGGUCCCUUCAAGCCAUGUGACCACCUGUUUGAGAGCUGGGUAAUCCGCCUGGGUGUCUGGCUGAUCAUGUUGGUCUCCAUACUGUGCAACGGGCUGGUCAUGGUGGUUGUCUUUGCCUCACCUGGCUAUCUGUCUCCAAUCAAAUUUGUCAUUGGCAGCAUUGCCGGAACCAACAUGCUGACGGGCAUGUAUUGUGCCAUCCUGGCCUUUGUGGACACCAUCACCUUCGGCCAUUUUGCCAGAUAUGGAGCCAGGUGGGAGACGGGUGCAGGGUGCCAGGUCACUGGAUUCUUGUCAGUGUUUGCUUCAGAGGCGUCCAUCCUUCUCCUAACAUUGGCUGCUAUUCAGUGCAGUCUGUCAGUGUCGUGUAUGAAGACCUAUGGGAAAGUGCCUUCCUUUGGCAGCGUGAAGGCGGGUGCCAUGUGCUGCCUGACACUCUCCUCUGUGGCUGCCGCUCUCCCUCUGCUUUCUGUGGGAGAGUAUGGGUCUUCCCCUCUUUGCCUGCCUUACCCCCUCCCUGACGGAAAACCUUCCAUGCUGGGCUUUAUGGUGGCCCUGGUGCUGGUCAACACCCUCUGUUUCCUCAUCAUCACUGGCACAUACAUCCGCCUGUAUUGCAACCUGCUGAAAGGUGACUUUGACUCCGUCUGGGACUGUGCUAUGAUUAAGCAUGUCGCCUGGCUCAUCUUUGUCAACUGCAUUCUCUAUUGUCCUGUGGCCUUCCUCACCUUCUCUUCCAUGCUCAGCCUCUUCCUCAUCACCCCUGAAGUCAUCAAGUCUGUCCUGUUGGUGGUGCUACCUCUUCCAGCUUGCUUGAAUCCCCUGCUCUAUCUGCUCUUUAACCCCCACUUCAGAGAUGACUUGAGACUACUAAGGCAUAAGAGCCAGGCCCAGGAGAGCUGUGCCCAGUCUUAUGUGUCCGAGGACACAGAGAAGAGCUCAUAUGACUCUAUGCAGGCCCUUGUUCCUUUCUCUGACAUGGAUCAUAUAUUUGAGGCACCAGACAUCUUUGGAGUGCCGUCUAGAUGCCCACCAGGCCUGGACACCUACAGCUUCCCUUCAGUGACUCUCAUCCCAUGCCAACAAAAGACAGGUACCAGAAGGCAUGACAGUGACUUCUCCACUCACCUCUCUUGCCUUGCCGACAACGAGCUACUAAUUGCAUCAGAAAGCAGAGACCCAGCAAGGAACAGCCUUCGGAUCACCUUGUUUCCCACAUCACCAACACCAGCCUUUACUUCUCACUUAUAAAAGUAGUCCUCCAGUCCCCUUUGGAGGGAAACAUGGUCCAGUAUAUCACUUCUUCUGGAAAAAGCCAAGGUGC
This is a messenger RNA of Gekko japonicus, 3469 nucleotides long. It is a transcript of the gene LGR6, whose product is annotated as leucine-rich repeat containing G protein-coupled receptor 6. The coding region runs from base 1 to 3396 and encodes 1131 amino acids. Gene Ontology annotation, biological process: G protein-coupled receptor signaling pathway. The record is from RefSeq and is a predicted model, not a curated record. The transcript has 16 exons. Gene Ontology annotation, cellular component: membrane. Lineage: Eukaryota; Metazoa; Chordata; Lepidosauria; Squamata; Gekkonidae. Gene Ontology annotation, molecular function: G protein-coupled receptor activity; protein-hormone receptor activity; protein binding.